This is a messenger RNA of Nicotiana tabacum (common tobacco), 201 nucleotides long. The record is from RefSeq and is a predicted model, not a curated record. Lineage: Eukaryota; Viridiplantae; Streptophyta; Magnoliopsida; Solanales; Solanaceae.
AAAUAUUGAUCUGUUAUUCAUGAACCAAAUUCAUGUCUCCUGUUCUUAGUGAAAUCCUUCGUUCCGGUUAUAUAAUCAGUUCUUCACUUAGACGCAGAACCCAUCUUGUUCAAUCUUUCUCUGUUUGUUUCCUCUACUGGUUCUACGUUUUCUCAGAAAUCAUCACUUCCCCAUAAUUAUCUAUAUAGUUAAUUAUAUCUA